Molecule: messenger RNA, 2859 nt
Organism: Eriocheir sinensis (Chinese mitten crab)
Lineage: Eukaryota; Metazoa; Arthropoda; Malacostraca; Decapoda; Varunidae
Product: A disintegrin and metalloproteinase with thrombospondin motifs adt-1-like
Exons: 17
Coding region: 326-2593 (755 amino acids)
Biological process (GO): proteolysis
Molecular function (GO): metalloendopeptidase activity
Source: RefSeq, a predicted model, not a curated record
AGGAGGAGGAGGAGGAGGAGGAGAAGAGCUAGAGGACGGGGUGAGGUCAUGGAUGUUAGGAAAGUAGUAUUAGAAGAGAACACAGCCUCAGUUUAGCAGAAGAGCCGGUGGAGGAAGGACGCGGAGUGAGGUGCUGUCAUCGGCUAGUGAGAUUAUAAGGUGCCCGGACAGGUAACGAGGCGCCUUUAGCUCACGACGCGCGGCAGGUGAGGCGCCAGCAGUCACCGGGUGGAAAGGCACUCGAGGACUGACCAGUCGGCGAGGGAGGGGGUGGGGGCGGCGAUGGGGGGGGAGUGAAUCGACGGCGGCAGUGGUGGUGGUGGUGAUGGUGGUGAUGAUGAUGAUGAUGAUGCUACCUGGUUGUCUCGCUAUGCAUCCUCCGCAGGAGGGGGUGGAGGGGGAGGAGAGCGAGGGACAGGACCAGACCCGGAUGGAGUACUCGAGCGCAAGGGUGGAGGUGAGUCUGAAGGGUGACCACGCCCACUCCGACUCCUACGGUCACGCCCACACCCGGGAUGAGGCGGAUAAGAGUCUGCUGAAGGUGACCAUGAAUAGAAGGCUCUUCAAGUUCACCCUCACGCCGUCCUCCUGGCUGGUGUCACCCCGCGCUACCCUGAGUCGCGUGGGUUACUUCAGUCAGCGGGAGUACCAACACAUGCCCUUGGCGCCCCGACCCUGCCUCUAUCAGGCCAAACCAGACCCCGACAGCGAAGACGGACCAAGCGGAACUGUGUCUUUGUGUCAUAAAGAUGGGCCGCGAGUGCUUCUGAUGAUCGAGAAGGAGAUGGCUGAGCUCCUUCCUCGCCCGAAGUUGUCGCCGAUGUCCCCGCCAGCCGAAAAGCGAAGCGAGAGAGGCUACACACACGUGGUAAAGCGACACCCCCUGCCCGGCGUGCUGGACCAAGACUGUCUGAGUUAUGACAGCUGCGCCCGCUCUCCCUUCCCUCUACCCGACGACGUGCCCGACAUUAGCCAAGUCAUGAUCGACCCAACCAUUGAGGAUGUAAAGCGAAACGGUGUAGGCGGCGGCGGCGCUAAAGACUCCCCCUUGACAGUCGAACUCGGCCUCUUCCUCGACCAAGCGCUCCUGGACACCUUCACCGGCUUCCUGGCCCCCGAGCAGGAACUUAUCGACCUCGUCCUCGGCCUCGUCAACAAUGUACAAGCCCUCUACAGCCAUCCAACACUAGGCAGACAGGUGGACUUCACAAUCACGCACAUGAGACUCCUGACGAAGCAACCCGCGGACCUGCCGACCCACAAAGGGAACCGCGUGGGGCUUCUCAAGUCCUUCUGCGCCUACAACCAGAAGAACAACGACCCCGAUGACGCAAGCCCGAACCAUUGGGAUAUCGGGGUCUACUUGUCGGGGCUCAACUUUUACGUGAAGAGCGCCAACGGGGGGGAGGAGGGCGUCACCAUGGGCCUGGCGUACACGGGCGGGGUGUGUGAGGCCGCCCUGUCCUGUGUGAUCAACGAGCUGGGCGCCGUCAACUACAGGGGCCAUCCAUACCCCUCAGCCGGCGCCCUGAGCUCCUAUGUCCUGGCUCACGAACUUGGCCAUAGCUUGGGUCUUCGCCACGACGGGGUAAGCAACGCGUGCAACACCAGCGGCUUCAUCAUGGCAGCGGGGCGAGGGCUGAGGGGCGCCACUACCUGGUCCUCGUGCGCUAAAGACAUGAUCCUGCAGCAACAGAAACCAUGUCUGAAGGAGGGCGGGGCAGCAGCAGCAGCAGGCGGGGCCGGCGGGGCGGCUGGGGGGCAGUGGGACCAUACCAAGUUCCAAGGUCUCCCGGGGCAACGCUGGGACGCGACCGCCCAGUGCAGACUGUUCUUGCAGGACGAGGACGCGGGGCUGCCGGACAGUACCAAGAUAAAUGAGGUCUGCAACAGCGUGAUCUGCGUCUCCCCUCACCGUAUCUCCACGUACUUGGCGGGCCCGGCGCUGGAGGGGACCUACUGCGGGGGAGAGAAGUGGUGCCGCGGCGGGGAGUGCGUGCCCUGGGGGACGGAGGGGCCGAAGGAGGUCGUGGCGGGCGGCUUGGGGCCCUGGCAGCACGGGGAGUGUAUGUCGGGCUGCGUGGACGGAGGGACAGGUUACAAGGUGUCCCGGAGGCUGUGCAACUCCCCCGCGCCAGUCAACUCCAUGGCAGGCUGUUUGGGCACCGAGACCCAGCGAGACUUCUGCCCGGACGAUAAGGUGUGCGGCGUGACCCCGAGGAAGAGCGUGAACCAGCUGGCGAGUGAGUUAUGCCAAGUGGUCUCCAAACACAAGCCCGCGAUAGAGGGCGUGGGGCGGCAGCUGUCCUAUAGUGCUGAUACCCCGUGGCAGGCAUGCGCUCUCUACUGCCAAAAGAAGAACUCGACAAGCUUCUGGACGCCCCGCUACGAGUUCAAGGACAUGCCGCACAUCUCCACGCACCUGCCCGACGGAACACCUUGCCACACCGGGGGAUAUGUGUGUAAAGAGCGCAACUGUGUGCCCCAGGCAAGCAGGGCCCGGAGCGCGUCAGUCAUCCCCAAGGACACACUCUUGGAAGACGAGCUGUCCGCCGACUACCAACCCAUAGACGUGGACGACCUCUUCAACUAAGCCUGACCUUCUAAUUUCUAUCCCCUAAACCUCACCUUUUCCUAAUUUCUAUCCCCUAACCUUCACCUUCUUCUCCUAAUUUCUGUUCCUUAAACCUCACCUUUUCCUAAUUUCUAUCCCCUAACCCUCACCUUCUUCUCCUAAUUUCUGUUCCUUAAACCUCACCUUCUCCUAAUUUCUAUCCCCUAAACCUCACCUUCUUCUCCUAAUUUCUAUCCCCUAAACCUCACCUCCUUCUCCUAACUUCUAUCUCCUAACCCUCACCU